Molecule: messenger RNA, 925 nt
Organism: Cuscuta campestris
Lineage: Eukaryota; Viridiplantae; Streptophyta; Magnoliopsida; Solanales; Convolvulaceae
Source: the annotation of a GenBank genome assembly
AGUCAAUGUAUGGAUCAGGGUUUUUCGAGAUGAAAAUAAGGCUUCCGCACCAAGACUCUGCUGGAGUUGUCACUGCCUUUUACCUAAUAUCCAAUAAGCAAAACGGUCACGACGAGCUGGAUUUCGAGUUCUUGGGCAACCGCGAAGGCAAACCAAUUACCUUGCAGACUAACAUCUUUACAGAGGGCAUAGGGAACAGAGAGCAAAGAAUUUCUCUCAAGUGGUUCGACCCAGCUGCAGAUUUUCACACUUACCAAAUCCUUUGGAACCAACACCAAAUUGUGUGAGUAAAAUAUGCACUUACUACUCCUGAAAAAAUGGGUCAAAAACUCAAGCUUGUGUGGGUUAACGAAAUAUUGUAGAUUUUACGUGGACGAUACGCCAAUCAGAGUGUUCAAGAACAAGGCAAAGGCAGGGGUGGGAUACCCUGCGUCCCACCCCAUGCAAAUAGAGUGCAGCUUGUGGAAUGGAGAGAGCUGGGCGACGGACGGGGGCAGGUCAAAGAUUGACUGGUCGCGCGCACCUUUCAGAGCAGAGUUCCAGGGAUUCGCGGUGGAUGGGUGUGUAGCAGAUCCGGGCUCCUCCUCCAAAUCCAAUAGUAGUAGCAUUCGCCACUGCUCUUCGCCGGAUUACUGGUGGAACCAGAACCGGUUCUGGACACUGAAUGAGACUGAGCAAAUAAGAUACACCAAAGUGAGGCAGACAUACAUGACCUAUGAUUACUGUGCAGAUCUGUCAAGGUUUCCUACCCCUCCCCCAGAAUGCCUUUAAGGAAAUACCUUGUUGAUCUUGCAUGGACUGUAUUUCAAAAAAACGAAUUUAAAAUGCUUAGGAUCAUAUUACUCUGUCUAAGUUCAAUAUUUACUACCUAUUUUAUUGAAAACCCAACAUAAACUUGUAUUUAGAUUAAAAGUAAAUUUGAUUU